Odontomachus brunneus is the source of this 5745-nucleotide messenger RNA. RefSeq names its product papilin-like. The transcript is spliced from 13 exons. The record is from RefSeq and is a predicted model, not a curated record. Gene Ontology annotation, cellular component: extracellular region. NCBI's taxonomy places the organism in Eukaryota, Metazoa, Arthropoda, Insecta, Hymenoptera, Formicidae. Bases 661 to 3672 code for a protein of 1003 amino acids. Gene Ontology annotation, molecular function: serine-type endopeptidase inhibitor activity.
AUAUGUCACAUUUUUAAAUAUGGUGUGUCAAGUUCACACAAGUAGUAUUUUCUUCUGUUUUACGCACAUUUGUUGGUAAUGAUGACGGAAGAAAGCACACUCACGAUAUAACAUAUGAUUAGCAACGUGAAACAUGAAAUCACGCAGUCACUUCAUCUCACAAGCACACUUUUAUUUGCAGAAUUCGCUGGCACACAUCAGAAAUUCGUGUUAACAUUCAAUGUGAAUUUUAUCCGAUUUCUUUUUAUAUUUUGUUAUAUAUAUAUGUGUGUUUUUUCAUAUUUGAUAAAAUUUAAAAUAGCAAACUUCCUUCCAAAUCUGAUUUUAGUCGGUUAGAAAGUUAAGGCUAACAUUAUCGCACAUUGAUAAGUCUGUUCAGGAAUUUCACUUUAUUUUAUAAUUCGAAUAACUCCUAAUAUAUGGUGAUGGUGACAAAAUAAGACCAAAUGCAAGUUUUGCUAACAGAUACUAAUCACUUUGAUUUAUCUAUUUGCACAGCGAAUAUAGUCCGAAUUAACAGCAAAAAACAAGUUUUUAAAUUUGUGACAAUAUUGAAGUGACCAGGAUUUCGUAGAAUCACGAUUAGAUAUCUAACUUUGUAUGUUAUAAUUAUUGCGAUUUACAGAUACUUGCACGUUGCCACGGGCGAAGGGAACAUGUAUGGAGAAGCAAUCUCGAUGGUACUUUGAUCAAUCAGAGAAUCGCUGUAUACCAUUUUAUUACACUGGCUGUAGUGGAAAUAAAAAUAACUUUGAAUCUAGAGAAGCAUGCGAGUUCGAUUGCCCGCCUAAAAUAGAGCAAGACAUUUGCCUUCUGCCUGCUCUCCUGGGUGAUUGUCGCAAUUACACUAAACGAUGGUACUACGAUUCCUACGAGCAACAUUGCCGGCAGUUCUACUACAGUGGAUGCGGCGGCAAUGAGAACAACUUCGAGAUCGAGCAUGACUGCAUCAACAGGUGCGUGCUGUCCAUCACCACACCGGCUCCACCAGGAAAAGAAGUUGAGUUUCGAGCAGAAUUCUGCUUCCUACCCGACGAACAUGGUCCGUGCACCGAAGACCAAACUAAGUGGUUCUACGACAGCCGCGACGGCAUAUGCAGACAGUUCCUAUACGGUGGCUGUCAGAGUAACGGUAACAACUUCAAUAGUCAGGAAGAAUGCGAAUAUCGCUGCGGGGAAGUUCAAGAUCUCUGUACGCUACCUAAGGUGAUCGGUCCUUGCGACGGCUAUGUGAAGCAAUUCUACUAUGACCGACGUACCGAUUCCUGCUAUGAAUUCGAUUACAGUGGAUGCCAAGGCAACAAGAAUCGCUUCCAGGAUAAAGUAUCAUGCGAGGUCAAGUGUAAGCGGCAACCUUCGCUAUCGGUAAGCCCCCAAAUCGUGACCACAGUAACUCCGCCGACCGAACAGCCGAAGAGCUCGAUCUGUUUGAUGCCACCUGAUGCCGGCAGUUGCGACGGCACCAUCAUCGCGUAUUACUACGACGCGCAACAGCAAAUGUGCCAAGCCUUUUUAUACGGUGGCUGCGGCGGAAACGCUAACAAAUUCCAGACGGAGGAGCAGUGCGAACGACUUUGCGGAAAGUUCUAUGGGCAAGACAUGUGUAAUCUCUCUAUGGACUCCGGUCCAUGCAAAGACGCUUCCUCCAAGUAUUACUACGAGUCAAGGACGCGCUCUUGUCGCGAAUUUACUUACGGCGGCUGUGACGGUAACGCGAAUCGAUUCAGCUCGAUUUCCGAGUGUGAGUCCAUUUGCAUACAACACGAGGAGCCAGUGGUACCUGGAAACGAAGUUAGUGUUUUAAAUCUGUCGUUCUGUAAAGAACCGAUCGACAGCGGAUUUUGCACCGGCAGUAUCAAGCGAUUCUAUUACGACGAAGAACUCCAAGUAUGUUGGGCGUUUAUUUACACCGGCUGCGGCGGUAAUCUCAACAGAUUCAAGACAUUCGAGUUUUGCAUGAGUACUUGCCAUAGGACGAGUAACGAGACAAACGUAAACCCGAAGGACAGGAAGGAUCAAUGUGCAAAAGUUAAGGAGGUGAGCAAAAUGGCUCAUUGUCCAUACGGCAAGGAACAGUACGUAGACGAGCAGGAUUGUGAUCGCUGGCGUUGCGUUGAUCCCUGCAGGACGAAGACUUGUCCCGACGGUACUCGAUGUAUCAUUACACUAGUUGCAACGCAAGAUGGUACAGAAUACAGAGGCGUUUGUCAAUCGAUCGUCAAACCCGGUCGUUGCCAAAAAAUAUCAAACAGCACGAAAUGCGAGCAGGAGUGCGCGACAGAUGCGGAUUGUGUCGAAGAAUUGAAAUGCUGUGACAGCGGUUGCGGUACAUCCUGCUUAGAACCAGCGUCAGAGAAACCUUUGACCACGACGUUACGACCCGUCACUCCAUCACAAUACGGUGGAUCACCUGCAAUGAUCCAACAACCCGAGGAACCUCGUGUUAGCGCACAAGAAGGCGGCUACGUCACAUUGAAAUGCGUCGCGCUAGGAAUACCUAAGCCGAUCAUCACGUGGAGGAAGAAUACUACGCUGAUUGGACCUUCCGAGGCGAGACGGCGCAUACUACACGAUGGAUCCCUUCAGAUCACUAAUUUAUAUACUUACGACAGAGGAACUUAUGUAUGCACGGCUGACAAUGGUUUAGGACCGCCGGUAAAAGCGGAAUAUCAAUUGAACGUUACAGAACCGCGCGAACUCUCCGUCUCCAUCAUUGGUGAACCUGACACUCGCAUAACAGUGGUGAUGAACUCGUCGAUAACUCUGUAUUGUUACACUGUGGGUUGGCCGAGGCCGCUCGUCACUUGGUGGCGCGACGACGAUAUGUUGCCUCUGUUUUCGGAUAUUUACGAGCAGGACAGUGACUACAGUCUGCUGAUACGAUCGGUUACUCUGACUAGCCUUGGUAUUUACACUUGCCAAGCGUACAACUUCUUGGGCAAAGCAGCUUCCUGGUCGAUGAUCUUGCAAGCAAUCGGACCUGUCUACAACGUUAAACCUGAGCAGCAAGAAUACACCAAGUAUCUUGUUCAACCUCCGAGGAAACCCACCACCACUGAGAAGUCGCAGUACCCAUAUAGACCCACCAGAACACCAUCUCCCGAGUAUCAGACCUUCGCUCCUAUUUACCCUUCCAGAUCAACUCACUUGGCUCCUUUCUUCCCGACUACUACUGUCGAAACUGCCAAGGUGUUCAAAGUGCCGGUCAAAGUCAACGUAACAGUGGAACAGUCACAAUUCGCGGAGGGUAGCGAAAUAAGCAUCGGUUGCGGCGUGGACGGCUAUCCUGUUCCACUUGUGCUCUGGUACAAGAACGACGAACUCAUUCGAACGGAUAAUCGCAUAAAGAUUUCUGAACUUAAUCGGCUCAUCAUCAACCACGCGAAUCGCGAGGACUCCGGCCGAUAUCGAUGUGAAGCAACCAACGAGUAUACUUCGGAUUCCGACAGCGUCGACAUACGCAUAGCUGGUAUCUUCAUUCAUCCCCAUUGUCAGGAUAACUCAUUCUUUGCCAAGUGCGAGCUCAUUGUGGCGGCCAAGUAUUGUAUGCACAAAUUGUAUGCGAGGUUCUGCUGCCGAUCAUGCACGGAGGCCGGCCAAUUACCGGUGAAAGGACCCCACAUUGACAACACAAAGAGAAGAAGAAGAUCCAUCCUACGUAUGCUCGUCUAAGAUACCAAAUCGACUCUUCGGUAUUUCCGGCGCGCGUGAUGGCACAUGUCGAUUUUGAUCGUGAUAUUCCUGGGACUCGCGACAGAACACAUACGAAGACAAAGAGAUAUCAUGCGCGCACCCACUCUGCCUCUCGAACGUGCUGAAUUAUCGACUUAUUAACUCAUUGUCAAAGCCUUAAAGCGUUUAUACAUAGAUAUAAUAUAUAAGCACAUCCAACAUAUACACACGCACAUGAACACAUACAAACACACACAGAGAGGGAGAGAGGAAGAGGGAGAGGGGAAGAGAGAGACACGUGCAUAUAUGUGCGUACACCCAUUUCUGACGCAAAAACUGAAGCUGACGCUUCGGUCAGUGCGAUCUCGCUUUGACGUCCUUAUCCAUGUAUAUACGAUCUGACGCUAAGAAUCCUAGUCCGACGGAGCCAUAUUAGGCGGGUUAAUUACUUGUUCUUAAGAGGGAAACGUUGCGACCGCGCGUAUCCGUCAGUACCGUAACUAUUAAUUGUGUAACUACUUCAUGUCUCGCGCUUUAGACGCAUCGUCACCCCAUGAUAUAUCCGAUAAUAGAUCGUAGAAAUAAUAGCUAGCUAUUAGAGAAAUAUGAACGGAGACACAAAGGGAAAGGUGCAAUUUAUAUGGAUAUAUAACCAAAACGCGUUUAUAUAUACACAUACAACAUAUAUACACCGUAAAUGUAAAAGUCGCGAUCGUAACCGAUCGGAAUCGACGUAUCCUCUAGGACGACACUCGAUUGUUUUGUAUGUGCACCGAUUCAAUCGCAGUAAAAACACAGUGCCUUAUUAGAUGACCUUUGGAAAGAAUUGGGGAAAGAAUGUACAUGACUCUCUCGUUUAGUGUAAAUAGCCGUCACGUAUACUCCCGCAUACAUUCCUCUAGAGAGGCGACAUCGUGAUGAUACACAUGUCGCGCAUAAAAUAUAGAUUUAGAGACUUGUCCGACGAAAACUUCGACACACUCAACUUGGUGAUUCUCAAGCACGAACAAGGUGUUAUCGACAAAGAUAUUAAAUACGACCAAGAGACAUGUAAAAUCGUUAGUACCACGUAAAGUAGCGCGACCCACGUUAAUUAACGAUCUAGUGAAUGUGUUGGCACACAGUCGACAUUGUUCAGUCGUUUCCGCGGAUUCGGAAUUAGUUACAGCAGUAUGAGAGCACACAAGGACGAAACGCGAGGCGCAUUCUAGAUAUACGUAUGUGUCGCCCCGUUAGUUCGUUAGAUCUGUCAUAAAUGAUAAUGACUUACGCGUCGUGUGAUUUUUCAAGGGCGCACGGUCGUCGUUAGCUCGAAGAAAAAGAACAAAAAUAUUAAAAUGAUACAGGAAGACGACGGUCGCGUUAGAUAUAUGUAUAUAUAAUUUUCACAUCGUCGUCGUGCGAGUCACUGUCGCGUUCUUCCAAUCACAUAUCCUCCAAGACAGAAUGGCAUAUCCCUAAAGUACGGCACCGACGAUCAUGUAGGUGUACGAUCGUGGUGCGUUUUUGCGGCACGCGUCGCGAUUCCCCGUUGAAUAUCUAAUCCGAACUGCGACUUUUCUUUGACCACACGGUAUUUCGUCGUAUAACUUAUCUCGUGUGUAACGACGUCGGCUAUCGAUUACGAUCCGCGUUGCCUUCCUCGUAUCGAUGAGCGUGUUAUUUCCGCUUCAACACAGACGCUGAUGUAUCGCACGACACUUCAUCACGAUCGACACCACGGGUCUCGACAGUCUUGCGGUUGGCCUCUUUGAAGAAAAAAUUUGUCGAGGAAGAAAAGGAAUCGGAGAAGCAGAAAAACAAAAGGAAAAAUCGCGAUUCAUAUCCCACAUGCGAUAUAUCGAUUGAAGAUAUAUUUACGAUAAUCCUUCCAAAUAAUAAUGAUUGCGGUCGUCUAAUUCGACGAAUUUUAACCAUUAUCGAAGAAUUAAUGAUUAUGUGUAUGUACAGAGUUUUAGUGUGCAAUUACACGAACGCGUUUCACAUUAUUCCUCGUGCGAUCUAUUAUAUCUCCGUUUUUUUUUUUUAUAAAUACACAAUAUCCAAUCAUUAAUAAAUAAGUCACAGAAUGUU